Molecule: messenger RNA, 1779 nt
Organism: Telopea speciosissima
Lineage: Eukaryota; Viridiplantae; Streptophyta; Magnoliopsida; Proteales; Proteaceae
Product: putative disease resistance protein RGA4
Exons: 2
Coding region: 1-1779 (592 amino acids)
Molecular function (GO): protein binding
Source: RefSeq, a predicted model, not a curated record
AUGCAUGAUCUUGUACAUGAUCUUGCACAAAUUGUUGGAAUGCUUGAAUAUUCCACCAUGGAGGAGGCCAUUACUGUGGAAGACGACAUUUCUGAUAAAGUUUGUGGUUUGUCAUUUUUUUUAGGUAAUGAGGGAAGACUUCAAACUCGAGAAGCCUUGGAGAAGACAAAGAAAUUGCGAACAUUAAUAGCUUGUCCGCCAUCAAGGUGGUUGGUCUCAAAUAUUAAUAUUGAUAUGUUGAUGAAAAACUUCCAGAGCUUGUGUGUGUUGGAUGUAUCACACUGCCUCAUAAAAGAGGUGCCACCAUCAAUAAGAAAAUUGAAACAUUUAAGGUACCUUGACUUGUCUAGGAAUAUAUCAAUUGAAGUGUUGCCAAAGUCUAUCACUAGCCUUUACAAUUUACAGACGUUAAAAGUCAACACUUGCUUUGAACUUCGAGAGCUUCGCAAGGAAAUGAGAAAGAUGGUUAGCUUGAGACAUUUUGAAUUUGAGGGUAAAUGCACUGAGAUGCUAGUUGAGAUGGGGAGAUUGACUAAUCUGCAAACAUUAACACAUUUUAUAGUAGGCAAAGAUGAAGGACACAGUCUUGAAGAGCUGAAGUGCUUGAACCUCAAAGGGAAACUGACCAUAAGUGGUCUGGAGAAUAUUGUAACAAUAGAAGAAGCCAGGGAGGCAAAUUUGAGAGGAAAUAAACAUGAUAUUCGUGAGUUAACAUUAAUAUGGGGGAGUUCUAAUACUGGCAUGAAUGAUGAUGAUGUGUUAGAAGGCCUAGAACCUCAUCCAAACUUGAAAAGGCUUUCCAUCGGUGGUUUUGGCGUUGCAAAAUAUCCUUCAUGGAUGGAAAAAUUGUUAGCAUACAAAAAUUUGAUUGACUUGGUCAAAUGUAUUGAUCGGGAGUUCUAUUAUAGCAGUAGCAACAACAACAAUAAUAGUAAUACUUCUGGAGCAUCUUCUUAUUCUUCUUCUUCAGGGAUAAUGGUAGCAUUUCCAUCUCUUAAAAUACUAAGGCUAAAUACUAUGCCUAAUUUGGUUGAAUGGUUGGAAGUGUUGCCUUCCUUUCCAUCCCUUGAGGAGUUGUAUGUCUCAUCAUGCCCCAAGCUGAAAACCAUGCCAACUCAAUUCCUUUCCCUUAAAAGGUUCAAAUUUGGUUAUUUUCCAAAUAAGAUGGCACUAAAGUCGUUGUCAAGCAACCUUGUCUCUCUCAACUAUCUUACUAUUGAAAGGUGUCGAGACCUCAAGUCUGUGCCAGAGGGUUUGCUACAAAACAACGCAAAUAUUUUACAUGAAUUGUGUUUUGGAAGAUGCCCCAAGCUUGAAACAAUUUUUCCAAGUAAAGAAGAAGAAGUAGAAGAAGAAGGACAAGUGGUGGGAUCUGGAUCUUCUUCUUCCCACCACCACCUACAGCAGCCGCUACUACUACUUGUCUUUCCGUUUCUUCAAUGCUUAAAAAUAAUUGACUGUCCUCUUGUAAAGACUUUUCCGGACUUACAAGGAAUGACUUCUCGUCGAUGUUUGAAACUAAUUGGCUUUAAGGAGUUGAAGUCGCUACCAGAGGGGUUGCAGUGGCUCACUAAGCUUGACACGUUAGAAAUUGGUCAGUUUUCAGAGGAGCUGGAACAACUGGAUACUAUAAAAGGGGAAGAGGAUCUCCAACACCUUGUCUCCCUUCGAAGACUAAGACUCUUUGGAUGGCCUCAGCACAAGAAUCCCCAACACCAACUUAAGCAUCAACUCACCCAUUAUCUACAAUUUUUGAGGACGGAAGAGGAUUAUUGGUGA